AUGAAGAAUUCAAAAUCGGCGGAUUUUGUUACAACUGAAAAGGUAAGAAAUCAUGUACCUAAUGAUCUUGCAAUUUCGAUUAUAUCGAAGUUGCCUCUAAAAUCUUUGGCGCGAUUUAGGUGUAUAAGGAAAUCGUGGUCUCUCUUAUUUGAAAACCCUCAUUUUAUGAACAUGUAUCGCAGCAAUUUUGCAUCUAAUAAUAAUUUUUCUUAUGAUGAUGAUUCAUGUCUCACCUUAGAGUUAAAAUUGUCAUGUUAUGGAUUUCAUGGUACCUUAUUUUCGCGUUAUGGUGAGAGAUUUGAGAAAAAGGUCAAAUUAGACUGGCCACCUUUAUUUCAAGAGGAUAAUAGAUGUAUUAACAUUAUGAGUUCUCUUGUUGAUGAAAUGCUUUGUCUCUACACUGGUAUUCUAGUUCCAAAAACUGCAUUUUGGAAUCUAUCUACUAAGGAAUUCAAAGUUCUUCCUCCUAGUCCGGUUGAGUCUCAACCAUCUCAUUACAAAUUUGUCUUCUCAUUUAUGGGAUUUGGUUAUGACCGUGUUAAAGAUGAUCAUAAAGUGAUUCGGAAUGCAACAGAAUGGAUUCAAUGCACCCUUGAAGAUACUGAAUCAAAGGAAUCCAUAUGGGAACUAUAUAGCUUAAGAAAUAACUCUUGGAGGAAACUUGAUGUAGAUAUUCCUCUUGGUUCUAUUACUUUGGGUGCUACAGUGCACACAAAUGGAGUGUGUCAUUGGUGGGAUAGAGAUGAAGAUUGUUUGGUCUCGUUUGACUUGAGUAGUGAGGUGUUCUUCAAAACACCUUUACCAAUGCAUGUGGAUGAUAAUUUAUAUCGUGAAUCUAAGGAUAAACGAUUUAUGGCAUUAAAUGGCUCCAUUGCUUUUAUUACAACAUAUGAUGUAAAUUAUGGGAUUAUAACAUCUACAAUUCACAUAUCAAUUUUGGGUGAAUAUGGUGUGAAGGAAUCAUGGACUAAACUCUUCAUAGUUAAUUCAUUACCUAGUUAUGUUGAUCUUCCUAUUGGAGCGGGAAACAAAGGAGAUAUAUUCUUUAAAACAAAAUGCAAAGAACUAGUUCGGUUUGAUUUAAACACCAAGAAGACAGAGAAACUUCCUAUUGAUGAUCUUUUACAUACUUUUCAGAUACUCCUUUAUAAGAAAAUCUUUCUUUUUAUCUAG
Vicia villosa (hairy vetch) is the source of this 1173-nucleotide messenger RNA. RefSeq names its product F-box protein CPR1-like. The transcript has a single exon. The record is from RefSeq and is a predicted model, not a curated record. Gene Ontology annotation, molecular function: protein binding. Bases 1 to 1173 code for a protein of 390 amino acids. NCBI's taxonomy places the organism in Eukaryota, Viridiplantae, Streptophyta, Magnoliopsida, Fabales, Fabaceae.